Molecule: messenger RNA, 1573 nt
Organism: Zeugodacus cucurbitae (melon fly)
Lineage: Eukaryota; Metazoa; Arthropoda; Insecta; Diptera; Tephritidae
Exons: 4
Coding region: 622-1254 (210 amino acids)
Source: RefSeq, a predicted model, not a curated record
AACAUUUGCACUUAAGCAUUUAAAAGACCUCUAACGCCCCUACUCAGCACGCUAGCAUGCAAGCUAAAUCUAACUUGCCUACAAUUUAUGAUAAGACCAAAACCAUUUUCCCCUCGCACGCACGCACAUACAUAUAUACCGCCACUCAAGCGUGUGUAGUAUUUGAUUGACUACUGCUGAGCGACCGCCGCCGUCACCGCCAUAAUAAUUAGUCGACACAAUGCCGAGCUCAUGUAACGUACACCGCAAUUAUUGUCUGGCUGUCUAACGGUAUGCCUGUCUAUUUUCCAAGCCUGUCAACUGAAUAGCACAACUGAUUGCGAGUUGAGUGAAAUAAACCAAAUUGUCUGCGUACGCAUAAACAAACACACAUAGUACAUAGCUGUCAGUCAGUCAUUCGAAGCUGGGUGUGUGCACCGCACAAUUGCAGCAAAGCAAUAGCAACAACACUAAGUACGGCAACAGUAACAACAACAACAACCGCAAUUUGCCAUCAAUUACACAUUACAAUCUCGCCUACUUGCUGCUGUUGUCUAUCUACGUGCUUUACGGCAUUGUGUUACGUUUGCACGUAAACGUACGGACAGCGUGGUGUGAGCAAAUGUCCGACACCAAUCAACAAUGGCUCAGCAAGUGUCAUCGUUAAAACUGUUAGCGGCGCUACUCUUGGUCGUUGUCUGCUGCUUCGCCAACAGCUGUUGCAAUCAUCAGACGCAGACGCAGGCAAUUGCGGCGGCAUGGCCGGAUAAUGCGGUCGGCAUUGGCGUUGAUGGUGGUGUGUUAGCGAAUGAUAUUGUUGUUGGUGAUGUCGCUUUGGCUGUGUCGCGCGAUGCAAAUAAUUGCUUUGAGAGAUUCUUGCUGGAGAGUCGUAAUGCGAGCAACACCUAUGCGUCGGCAUAUCGUGCAUGUCAAAUGUUGGGCCGACAGCGGCGUAUGGAAUUUGUGAGCGCCGAAUGGUCAACGCGACAGGAAAUGGAGGAGCAAGUGACAGUGAUGUGUAAGAAUCUCUGUGAUUGUAUGCAAAUUGUGGAGGAUCUGGAAUACUUUCAAUGUAAUGCGCAACAUUCCUACAAGAGUGUGCACACAAUGCAACAAGUAUACUUGAAUUCAAGCGCCGCCAUUGUGGAACUGGAGGAUAAAUAUGAAGAAGCGGAAAAGGAGCUACUGCUGUGUAUUAUCUCAGCCGAGCAGCAAUAUGUAGAUGCGUCAAGCAAAGCGUUUCUGAAACUGUCGAAGUGUCUGAAAGCGACAUGAAACUAUUUUGAAAAAUAAUUAUCUAUUAAUAUUAGUAGAGUAAAGGAGAAUGUAAGAGUUAAACUAAUUUAUUUAUGGCACACUAUAAUUUUGUAUUGAUUUAAGUUUUAUUUAUUUGAUUAAAGGAGAUUUAUUGUUAUUUCUUGAUACAAUGUAUGUAAAUAAUUAAGUACUAGUGCUGAACUUUAGCUCGUGUUGAGUUAAAUGUCUGCACAAAUAGUUAAAGAGAGUAUGUAUAAAUAUGAAAUGUUAAUCAUAUAUACGCAUGUAGUACUUAAGUAAAUAAUACAGUGUAAAAUAAAUAGAUAACACCAGAAGA